Messenger RNA from Helicoverpa zea (corn earworm), 3220 nucleotides. RefSeq lists its product as uncharacterized. Lineage: Eukaryota; Metazoa; Arthropoda; Insecta; Lepidoptera; Noctuidae. Gene Ontology annotation, cellular component: actin cytoskeleton; cytoplasm. The record is from RefSeq and is a predicted model, not a curated record. The coding region runs from base 151 to 1266 and encodes 371 amino acids. Gene Ontology annotation, biological process: actin filament polymerization. The transcript is spliced from 7 exons. Gene Ontology annotation, molecular function: protein binding.
AAGAGGUCCAUUGCGAUAUUACGAUUAUUGGUAAAAUAUUGUAAAAUUCGUAGCCGCUGGAUAUUGACUUUAAACAGUUUGUGUUUUGUGUGGAAGUUGAAUUGAUAAAUGAUAGAUAAAAACUAGUUUUCAUGCUUAUUUUCGGUUCGAAUGAUCAAAAUGUGGGACUCACCAUACUUGAGUUGUUUGGUUCUGUAUAUAUUUUCGUUCCAAAUUAUUGUGAUAAAUUCACGCACAUCUAAUGUUUGGAAAUUGAACCCGGAAGAAGACCAGAUCGUUGACGGUACUACUCUGUCUCAGGAUGACUCUGAAAAAGCGAGAAUGGGUGAAGAGGACCCUGUCUUCAACAUUAUAACAUCUACAGUGUACUAUGGGAACACAUGGACUAAACAUGGCUUUGAUAUGUUUUGCACAGAUUGUCAAAUAUAUGAGCAACAAAGAGCCGGUGUUGAAAACAGUGAUGAAAGCACAACGUCUGAAAUGAAUGGUGAUGUGGACGAUGAGUACUUAGAUUGCGGUAAAGCUGUCAAUUUCACGUACUAUGACAACUUGGUUGGUGUGGCCAGGCGUCAUAGACAUCCUAAUGUACCUGAGCCUCAGGUGUCGCUAAUAUUCCCAAAGAAGAAAUCAAACGGUUUGUCGCCGUCUGAAAUCAAUGGCUUCGAGAAGCGUCUAAAGAAAGCAAAGCGAGAGAAGCCGAAGUCAGUACAAUUGUACAACCAAAUCGGAAACUUCUGGAGAAUCAAGGGCGAUACGAGGCAGUCUAUCGAGUGCUUCAGGCGGGCACUCGCUGUGUCACCUUAUAAUGCGGAAGUCCUGCUAAACCUUGCAAGGGUGCUAUUCACCUUGCAAUACUUGGACGACGCGAUCUACCUGACGCGGCGGUCGCUAGAAGUACAGCCGCCGGACCGCAGCGCGUGGCAACAAUACUUCACGCUCGGCGAAAUAUUCAAGGCAUAUGGACAUUAUCAGGAAGCGGCAAUGCACCUGAGACACGCUCUCGACUUGAAACCGGACUACGAACCCGCUUUAGCCGCACUCAAAGACAUCGAGAACACACCGGAGGCAUCAGUGCAUGUGUAUACGCUCCUUAUUAUUGUGUGUUUGGUGAUGGGAGUUUUACUGGUCAUACUGUCAUCAGUGGACAGCGGGGGCGAUGUUGAAGAGCACAAGACACAACGGCAUUUCAACCGAGCUAUGGCGAUGCGGUCCCUCCGCGGCGUGGCUCUGCCCGGCUCCCGCGGACGCAAGAAAGGAGGCUCCUAAACACAAUACUAGCGAUAAAACUGAGUUUAUGAUCUUUGGUCGUGUUCCUAAAUUGAUUUGUUAACUUUUUUAUGUGUAAACUUUUCAGAACAUAGUGUUCGAAAUUUGAAAGUGACAUUUGUUUUUUUUCUUGUGUUCUGAUAAGUUUUUAUGUUCGGGAAGAAAUUGUCUGUGGUAAUAAUGAUGAGUCUGCAGAUAGUUCUACCAAAUAGAAACUGAAAUCCCAGUUUUGUUAGUUUUUAAGUUCUUUUUAAACUUAUGAAGGAUCCCAGUGUUGGCAAUAUUUUUUUACGCCAUCGGAUCCGUGUUGUUGUUUUGUUUGAAGGAGAUCGUAAACUCAGUGCGUAUGAACAACUCUCAUUACAAAAAUUUAAGGCUUGAUAAAACAAAUUACGAGUGAUGUUGUCGUAUAGUAACAAUGUUUUUAUUAUAAUCGCUAUUGGUGACCCGUGGGAUUCAACCGAAAUGGAUGUUGUGGUACUGUUCUCUUAAAUUAAGUUUUUUUUUUAUUUGUACCAAAAAUAACAUUUUGUAUUUCAUCAAGUUAACUUUGGAUGAUGGUUAUGCGAUGUAGAUAUUCUUGAAAAAAAGUCCGAAGGAGCACUUAGUAUAUGCGCAUCUCUUUUACUUGACUAUUUCAUUUGAACCAUACUUUUUGCCGUGUUUUCCCCAUCUAUCAUUCUAUACGUAAACUAAUAUUGACGAAGGGGCAACUAAUCUUGUGCGUUAAAAACUAUAUGAAUGAGAAUAUAACAAUAUUAUAUGCCUAUCUCCAUCCCAGUGUAAAUCACCUGACACCACCCCUACCACAAAAUUUUCCUCUUGUUGCGGUAUCAAAUGAAUGAUUGAUUCCUAUAGCACGUUUUUUUUACUUUGUAUGAUCACAUCUACUGCAGUCCAAAGUUGGCUCAGACUCCCCGACAUUUUAAGAGCAAACUGAAAAUUGACUGCCUAGUGAGCGCUGGACGCACCCCUAGGUUAUCAAUACCGAUAUCGGUGAUAUACAUAUUUGUAAAAGACUUCAAAACUUAUUUAUAUUAAUUUCGGUUGCACUUAGCUUUGGCAAUGGCGAGAAUAGUUAACUUGAUGACAAUAUAUCUGCCCUAUUGUGUUGUGAUUAUGCCUAACUAGAGAUGCUACGACAAAAUGUUAAUGGCUGGUUGUGCUAAUAACUUAUUAAUAUUAUAUUUAUGUACUUACAGUUUAAUGGAACAGUACUAUCAAUCAGAGGCUAAUGUACAAAUAUUCUUUACGUAACGUGACCAAAACGGUCUUGCCAUGUCUUAUUUUGAUCUCUGCUUUGUAGUCUUCAUCACGUCGCGGUAAUACUGACGUGGUGUACCUUUAUAGCAGUUUGGAAAUAUAUUACAAAAUGGCUUUUCAUUAUAUUUACCUUUUAUAAAAAUACAAUCUACAAAUCCGCUCCGUUCUCGUUUAAUAUAUUUGUAUCUUAAGAUAAGAAAGUUCUUAUUUUUAACAGGAAUAAAUGCUUUGGUAAGCAAUAAUAGAAUACUAUUUGUAGCUAGUUUGUAAUAUUCGAAUAUUGAACAAGCUCGAAUUUCAAGUUACUGUUAUAAAGCGGAGGUAAAUGUCGAAUAAUACUGUAGAGUGGAGUAUUCCACCGAUGAACAAUAAAACUGCUAUGUAUGGGAGAACACGUAAUCCGUCAAGUUCAAGAAGUCAGAGCUGGUAAUGGCGUGCCAGCCUUGCAACGAGCGUAUCACUUUUGCAACCUAGUCAUUCACUUAGACAAGUUUGGCUCGAUGUCAGAGCCUUGUGUGUGUAUUUUGUUUAGUAGUGCAUGCAAAUAAAACUUGUUAAGUGUUCGUAGCGUCUAAGGAUUUAAAACGGAGGAGCAAGUCUUAAAUUCGAGAUUGGUAAAAAAUGUACCUGUUUUCAAUGGUUCUUUUGUUAAUUUUUGACUAUUUAUAAUACAUGAUUGUCCUAGCAUCUA